Harpegnathos saltator (Jerdon's jumping ant) is the source of this 360-nucleotide messenger RNA. RefSeq lists its product as uncharacterized. The transcript is spliced from 3 exons. Lineage: Eukaryota; Metazoa; Arthropoda; Insecta; Hymenoptera; Formicidae. The record is from RefSeq and is a predicted model, not a curated record. The coding region runs from base 76 to 294 and encodes 72 amino acids.
CAUGAUAUCGACCAUUUGGGGACAAAUACGACUCGCGAGUCCAUAUCGAAAGCAGAGAUAAAUAUCCUCGGCAAAAUGAAGUUCGUUAUUUUCACCGUUCUUGUUAUCGCCGCAAUGGUCAUCGCUGCACCUCAGGAGCGAAAAGUGUGCUCUGCUAACCAAGGAUAUUGCCAAGUGUAUGAAGACUGCUGUCGUCAUCUAGUAUGUCAGACCUAUUUAGCUCGCUGCGUGCCAAAAGGAGGUUUGAUCAUUCCAGGAGAAGAUAAAAGACCUCUCUCACCUGACGACUCAUAGUCACCAAACGUAUGAGUCAAAUUCUCAAUGAUCAAUUAAUACAACGACCCAUUAUUCUACGACGAC